Megalops cyprinoides (Indo-Pacific tarpon) is the source of this 3201-nucleotide messenger RNA. It is a transcript of the gene pdgfd, whose product is annotated as platelet derived growth factor d. Bases 546 to 1649 code for a protein of 367 amino acids. Gene Ontology annotation, biological process: positive regulation of phosphatidylinositol 3-kinase/protein kinase B signal transduction; positive regulation of cell population proliferation; positive regulation of ERK1 and ERK2 cascade. The record is from RefSeq and is a predicted model, not a curated record. The transcript has 7 exons. Gene Ontology annotation, cellular component: membrane. Gene Ontology annotation, molecular function: platelet-derived growth factor receptor binding; growth factor activity. NCBI's taxonomy places the organism in Eukaryota, Metazoa, Chordata, Actinopteri, Elopiformes, Megalopidae.
UCUGGACUAUGCCUAAACAUCUCACUUGAGUGCAUAAGUUUUCGACAGGGGUACUUGGAUGCUGCAAGACGUGGCAUCUCAUGCAGCGUGUUUGAAUUUGUUUUUUUUUUUUUUUUUACCAGUUACACUGUGUCUCUAGUAGUUUCCUAACAAUCCAAAGAGUUUACCCAUGUUAAUUAUUCUUUAAGAAUUACGAACCCGGACAUACAUAUAAAGUGAGAAAUCAACGCCAGCUAACGCGACCGGUUCUGCCUCGGACGUGGAGGGAAUACAUCAACCUGCUGAUCUACAGCAGCGGUGGGUUUUGGCCACUGCAAUUUUGAAGCAGUCAGCGGUUUUUCACCAGCGUGACAAAGGAGCACAGUAAUUAUGUGAACAAAAAAAAGUUUCUUUAAACUUUUCAGACAGUGUGCAGUUCCAUUCUCGUCGCACAAGCUGUGGAUCUGUGGACAACUCACGGUCAUUCUCAUUUUUAAAACAAGACGUCCGUUUGGGAUUUACUGUUGAAUCAGGCGCCUGCCAAGGUGAACGGCACAGAAUUCCCAAUGCAAUUGUCAGUGCUUUUUCUGAUAACGCUGCUAAGCAGUUGCCAGCAAGGCGCAAAGGCCCAAGCCGUUUCAGUAAAAACGCUGCGAUCUUCAAACAUAAGGCGUGAUGACAGCAAUCACCUCACAGACUUGUACCGGAAAGAAGAGACCAUCGUAGUGUCAGAGAAUGGCCACAUUCAGAGCCCUCGCUACCCCAACAGCUAUCCCAGAAACCUGCUGCUGUCCUGGAAGCUCCUUUCCCCAGAGAACACUCGGAUACAGCUGGAUUUCGACGGCCACUUUGGGCUGGAAGAGCCAGAGAAUGAAGUCUGCAGAUACGACUUUGUGGAAGUGGAGGACAUAUCAGAAACCAGCACAAUCAUUAGAGGGAGAUGGUGUGGGCACAAAGAACCUCCUCCCAGAAUAACAUCCAAAACCAAUACCAUCAAGGUCACCUUCAAAUCGGACGACUACUUUGUGGCUAAACCUGGUUUCAAGCUCUACUAUUCUCUUGUGGAUGACUCCCAGCCCGCGGCGUCAGAAACAAAUUGGGAAGCUGUCACCAUCUCUGUCUCGGGUCCAGCUGUUUUCCCCCCAUCGGUAACUGACACCCCACUAACUGCCGCCGCGUUGGACCAGACCAUCGCAGCCUUCGACACGGUUGAGGAGCUCCUGAAGCACCUGAACCCAGACUCUUGGCAGGAAGACCUGGACAGCCUCUAUAAGGAGACCGGACACUACCGACCCAGGACCUUCCACCAUGACCGCAAGCACAAGAUUGACCUGGACCGGCUGAACGAGGACGUGAAGCGUUACAGCUGCACGCCCAGGAACUUCUCCGUGAACCUGCGGGAGGAGCUGAAGGCCACCAAUGCUGUGUUUUUCCCACGAUGCCUCCUGGUGCAGCGUUGCGGGGGUAACUGCGCCUGCGGGACCGAGGACUGGCACUCCUGCACCUGCAGCCCUGGCAAGACAAGCGAAAAGCUAUACGAGGUGCUGAAGUUCUCCCCUGAACCGGGUUACUACAGAAGGCGGACCCGAGCACGCUGGGUGCUGGAGGAGAUUCACCUCCACCACCACGAGCGCUGCGAUUGCAUCUGCCACUCCCGGCCUCCGCGGUGAUAUCACUCCAGGACAUUUAUUUUGUCACAUUUUCGGAAGGCCCUCUCUCUUCUGUCUCUUUGGGAAGGAGUGUCACUCCUUCUCUCCAGCAAAGCACGUAACAGCUCCUGGGCUUCAGGCAGAUCUUUCCUUAAACCUGCAUGGGCUGAAUGAGUCAAUGUUUAGUCACCUGUGUGUGUGUGCGUGUGUGUGUGCGCGUACGUGAGUGUAUCUGUGCAUGUGUGUGUCUUUUCGUUUUUACCUUUUGUCUUUUUUUGUUGGUUGUUAAGAACCGUUGUUACGCAAGACAGUAAAAAAGAGUAAUGCACAGUCUCUAGAAAUCUUCAAACAGCAAGGCAAUAAACUCCCUCAGAAAGUGAUUCAAGGUCAAUGCACCAUUCUAAGGCGAAUAACAUUAUUUAUUUUAUAUUCUUUCACAUUCCUUCACUGAUAAUGUUUUGUUUUUGUACAUGAGUGUUUUCCUUCUUCUCUUCUUGUUUUGAAUGGAUCAGAGUCUCAUAGUUUUAUGGGUUACUGGGUCAAGCCCAAGUCAGAAAUGUUCCUGCUCAUGCUUUCUUACUGUGUUCUACAAAUACUCACUACCGCUGUUCUGACAGAUCAAAGAGAUGAUGCAACUGCCCCACAUUGGCUUGCAGAAAGAAUAUCAUACACUAAUCCAGUCUCCUCAUACACUUUCAUUAAGGUUACCUUUAUAGGGAACACUGAGAUUUUAUAUGCAAAGAGUUUGUAUGUGUUAAACGUAUUUAUUUUGCUGUACUGGUUACUGUAUUAUGGCAUCACUUAAUUUCCUCUAAUGUUUUUUUUACAGUUGGUCACCAGGUCUGCUUUUAAAGCCAGAUAUGAUUAGAUAGCCAUGGUUUCUGCUUCCACAUAACUUUUAAAACAACAAUGUGGUUUCAAUCUGUGCUUUUACCAAAGGGUGUUUUUAUAGGAUUUUAUUUUAUUUUUUGGCUGAUCAAACACAGGCAUUGUUUACGAACAAGCGGAGAAGUCAGAGGGAAUUCCCGCUCCCUUAGGGAAAUGUGGAUGGCAGUAGCUAUUACCUUGAGCUGGACUGGCUUGUCUCUGUCUGACAUCAAAUCCUGCAAAAGUGAACAGGUACGUUCAUCAUAUGCCUCCCCUGUGAGAAGCACAGUGAGAUGAGCUCCCCUUCCUGUUCACAGAGUGUUUCAAGACUUCAGUUUAUUCGUUUUCUUACACCUGAGGGCAAAGACCCAGCAAAGUCACUCUGACACCUUUGCUCACCUCUGCUCACCUCUCCUCCCUACCAUUUCUGUCCAAAGCAAAAAAAAAAGAGAAUUUAAUGAGAAGAAUCCUAGGAAACUAAGGAGAGUUGGCUGAUGAUCGUAAACCCUUUAAAAGGAUGCGUUGAUUGAACUUUGUCAGGAACGGAAUGAAGACAGAUGAUUUUCUUUCCCAAGAGAAGUCUUAAGAAAAGUGGCCAGGGAUUCCCUGUUGCUGUGAAAUUGCUCUUGAAUCUCUGUCCAAUAUUACUCAUACACCCCCACCCCCUUUCCCUCCAUUGCUUAUGCAGAUUACUUUUACAACAAAA